GACAGACAGAAAGACAGACAGACAGACAGACAGACAGACAGACAGACUCUCUGAGAGCUCAGCUCCGCCAUUCCACCUUAAAUCCGGAGCCUGUAGCGCGCGCACUGUUUCCGGUCCACCUUAAGCGCUAACGCAGGCGUACAGCGGGGCUUCCGCUUCGUCCUCGGCCGGGGUUUGAGAGCGGAGCUGCUGGGGAGCGGAGCUGAGCGGAGGAGCGCUUCUUUUCCCUCUGCUUCUCUUUUUUUACCUAUUUUUUUUUUCACCGUCGCUUCAUCUGGAGACGAGCGGAGCAGCGACCAGGCCACGAAUCCUACCGGAAAACCCCCCACUACUGCCGUCACCAGCACCGCUGCUGCAGUCGCGUGCGUCGAGAAAACAACAAAACAAAACCAAACAAACAAAUAAAACAAAAAUCAAACAACCUUUUUUUUUUUUUUUUUUUUUUUUUUUUUGCAGCGAUGUCCGAACCGCGGUACCGAGAGUGGAUCCUGGAGACUAUCGACUCUCUGCGCUCGAGAAAAGCGCGACCGGACCUCGAGCGGAUCUGCCGGAUGGUGCGCAGGAGGCAUGGUUCCGAUCCAGACCGCACGCGGGCCGAGCUCGAGAAGCUCAUCCAGGAGCAAACUGUGCUGAAAGUUAACUACAAGGGCUCCGUGUCGUACCGGAACGCCGCCAAAGUGCAGCGGAAAUGCCGGCGGAAGGUCGAGCCGGGGGCCGGGAGCACCAGGCGCGACGAUGCCGCCUCCGACGACGACAAAAUCAGCAGCAGCAGCGCGCGCGGUCCCGCGGAGCGCGAGGAACCCUCGGGCAGCAGCAGCAGCUGCUCUGAUAAAGAGAAACGGGAAGAAGAAGAAGAAGAAGAGGAAGAAGAAGAAGCAGCAGGAGAAGACGCGGUGUCUGAGGGAAUCAGCAGUUUCACGAGUUGCGACGGGAGGAAAAACAGCUCGGGUGACACGACCAGUCCCGCCACCGCUGGACGGGUCGAAGGAGGAGGAGGAGGAGGUGGUGGUGGUGGAGGUGGAGAAGAGACGCACUCUGCUGUCGGCCACGCGAGCAUCGACCUGCACGAGCCCGACCCCCAGCCGGACCGGCGAACUUGCACGAGCGCUCGAAACAACAAGCAGCACGCGCCCCGACUCGGGGUCGCGCAGCCCGCGGUCGGGGCGGUGGAGGAUCUGGGUGAUCGGCUCGUCGCGGCCGUGCGAAGCCUGAGCGAGCGGAACGGCCGGGCUCACGCGCCGCUCGGGCUUAAAGAGAUCCUGGGAUUCCUCGGCACGCAGGCCGCGCACGCGACGAACGGCGAGAAGCUGACCCGUCACCGCGUCAAAGUGGUGCUCGAGAGAGAGAUCGAGAAAGGACGCCUGCGCCGGACGCGCCUCGGACACAUCGCUGUACCCGCGAGGAGAUCCGGGGGCAGCGCCGGGGGCAGCGCCGGGGCGAGUACCGGGGCGGACCAGGCGUCCGAGCGACUCCCGGUGAGCACAGACCGCGCACCGCAGGACGGGCGCGUCUCAAAGCAGGAAAAAUUAAAAGAGGAAGAGCCCAUGGAGGUGGAAAGCGUGCAGGAUGGCAGCGUGGGUGAAGAAGCCGAGCCUCCAACGCAACUUGAGCCCCAAAGCGUCAAACCUGAAGGAGAAUCGGAUGCCAAAGUUCAGCCACAGUCUCCAGCCGGUGCAGAGAUCAAAGAGUGUGAGGUCCCUCACACACCAGCCAUCAUGGAGGAGGAACCCCAGCCUUCACCACACUCAUCACCAUCCAAACUCAGCUCUCUUCAUCAGGAAGCUGAACAGUGUGCCAGUGAAGUUGAAAUGGUGAUAGAGGCAGAGUCCAUACACACAGAAAGUUUAACACAAGCCCAAGGAGAAGCCAUACCUGACCAAAUACACACACUCGCACAGAAUGAAACGGUUGUCGUCUGUGGCAGUGUCACGAUUCCGCCUGCUAUUCCCAUCAAAAACUAUUCAGUUUUCAAGGCUGAGGUGGGCGUGUCCUCCUGCCUGCUGACUCCAUCUGCCUCUCCAGGAGCAGCCGAGGAACGAGGGAUGAACGGAGGAGUUUUUGUGAAGACGGAAUCCAGCAUCACAAACCCAGUGGACUGGACGGUAGCCGACGUCGCCAGUUAUUUCACGGCAGCGGGAUUUCCCGAGCAGGCUCUCGCCUUCAGGAUGCAGGAAAUCGACGGGAAAUCGCUACUCCUGAUGCAGCGCAACGACGUCCUGACUGGUCUGUCGAUUAGAUUAGGCCCCGCCCUCAAGAUCUACGAGCGCCAUGUGAAAGUUCUGCAGAGGACCCACUUCCAGGACGACGAGGCUUUCUGCUGAGAUGCACACUCUCUGCUCUAUGGCGUAAUCACUCUCUCGCACACCACCCAGCUUCCUGCAGAGACCCACAAGCAGCUCACAUACACACUCUGCUGCACUCCAUACUGGACUUCGCCUUCCCUGUACACAGUGGAACAUUCCAGAUAUUUGUCUUAAAGAUACUAGCGCACACUUGCACAAUGUUACUUUCCUCUUUCCGUUCCCAUGAGGAGAAGGAGCGAAGCGUGGAAACACCACCGAGGCAUUUCUGCGUACUUCAGAGAGGCAAAAAAAACGUGAAAAUGUGUCUUUUCAUUCCGUCAUUUCAUUUGAUGAUGUGGUUCCUCGGCUCCUGAACUUUGACCCAGGAUCAAAUUCAACAGUCGAUGCUGCAGUCACGUUUGCUGUCCAUUAGGUGGCGGCAGACGGAAGGGGGAAAAAAACAACAACCCAAAAUCGGCUUUAUGUUUUGUGGUGCAUUUGAGGACCUCAUCGUGAUCUAACAUUAGACUGCAAGUGAUGGAUUUCACACCAACUUUUGGACAUGCUCGGUCGACCGAACAGCAUUUUUUUCCCUUUUUGACAAAGAGCUUGCUGCGUUCUUUCCGAAUGUUUUGCUGAGUCACAAUUUUCGACCUACAUACAGUAUCUGCACCACUGCAUUCCAGUCUUCCCUGUUCUUUUGGCCUAUGUGCUGUGUGCAGAGACUCUAGAACAGAUUCUAGAACCUCUCGUUUUCAAGUUCUAGAAUUGUGUGCUUUAAAAGAAAAGUAACAUUAUCAGAGUCAACCAGAAUUCCUGAAGGCCAUCAGAAAGUUCAGGGUUCCUGAUCAGAAUAUGGAUAUGAACGUUCUAGAUUGUGGAUUCUACCUGAGAACUUGAUGGACUAAAUUUUUUUUGUUCAAAUGCUGAGCACAUUUGAAGUGUACAAAGUAUGGACAAAAGUUUUAGCAGGCUCCAGUUCCUGUUCUUGGAGGAGUUCAGUGGGUUUGAGAAGGUCACGUUCUCUGUGUAAGACACUCGAGUUCUUCCACUCCAACCGUAACACCAACUAUUAUGUCUUCAUGGAGUUCGCUUUGUGUACAUUGUGGGAAUUUGAGUUGAAAGCGAACAGUAAUGUUACAACCUACACAAACGUCUGUGAAGUCAUAUAUAAAAUUGUGAGACAUUUUUGUGGGAAAAACACACAGGGUAGGACAGUCGGGGGUGCACAUACUUUUGGUUAUAAAGUGUAGCUUGUAUAAUGGAACUGCCUUUUUAAAAUGCUAAGCAGCAAGCAGCUAUAAUGCUUGGCCUGCUAUACAUUUCCGUUUAUAGCCAGCACAUAGACUAGAAAUCAUCACCGCAGACUUGUUGUGAUUUGUACAUACAUGUAAAUGUGACAUGAAUUCCACCAGUUUGAGCAAUGAAAUGAAUGAACCCCUCUCACCAGCAAACCCAUCCCCCAGAAAUGGUGGCUCCGUUCAGGAAGGCAUUUUAUAGUCGCCAAUCUGCAAUGAUCUCAAGAUGUUCUACAACCCAACCAACCGGAUUUGUGGGUAAGCAAGCUAACUCCAUAUUAAUACCCGAAUGAACGUGGCGUCCUUUUCCAUUUUCCAGGGUUUGACAAAAGCUCGUAUUUUUUAUUAUGAGCUACACAUCAUCCUUUUGCGAUGGAUACAAAAAAAUAACAACUGCAACUUUUCUGUAGUCGUCUACUCGGAGUCAACAGCAGUUUCGGGCCUGGAUCACACAGUGGUGUUGAUGCUCUGACACACUCUUGAUUGACCAUUAGUAGUGUUUAGAGUGGACAGCGCUGGGUCAGACACGGACACGCAUAUUUCUUUUUCUCAGUUUCGCUGACAGGCUGAUAAUCCGUUUUUGGGAGCAUUUUUGGAAAAUCCCGUGGCGAAUUGUUACAUUUUAUUGAUUCAUAAACAUCUUCCUUCUCUACCUAAAACUGUAAAAUGAGUAAAUAACAAAAAAUACUAUUAAUAAUAAUAAUUAUAAUAAUAAUAAUAAUAAUAAUAAUAAUAAUAAUACUGUUGUUAGUAUUGUACUUGAACUGGUUUACCAUCGAGCGCCAUACGACACAGUAGUUUGGACUUCGCUGUCCCACGUUGAUGUUACAGUGUUAUUAGUUGCAAAUGAGCGUGUUCCAAGUGGCUUAUGAAGUGCUGUGUAAAUAAAAUGUCCAUGAAGAAAUGCAAUAAUAUCCUCAAGGGUUCAAGAUCUCAGAUGGAAGGUGGACAGUAUGGCAAAUGUGAUAAUAUAACAAGCGAAGGCUUUCUCACGUAUCUCGUGUGUGUGUCUGUGUGUGCGUGUCUAUAUAGGGCACGUUUCCUCUUUUUGAGGAUUCCCACAGAAAAGCAGACGGAUAUUAUUGCUAAGCAAAAAUACAGGUUUUUCCCAUUACACUAAUGAUCGAUUAGGAGGGGAAAGUAAUUUGUUUGAAUCACGUUAGCCAAACUUGCUAUAGAGACGUUAAAGUUAGCAAAAGUAACGACCAAGCCGGCUAAUAUUAGCACAGUGCUACAUAUAGAGAGCAUGAAAAUGACUGCAUUAUGUAAUCAAGACUGGUAUUUCAUGCUAAGCAUUAGGCUAAACCCAAAGCGGAAAAAAACGCUUGGUGAGCCUUCACGAUAGGCUGAUUAAUUGACAAUAAAUCGCAAUAACAAUACCAUGUUGUCAUAUCGUCCACUUCAAACUCCAUCUGACAUGAGGGUAAAAAGGUCAAAAUUCAACCAUCUUAGUUUUUCUGGUGUGUUUUUCUUUUUUUCUUUUUAAGAGGCCCUGAUCGCUGUGUGCAAGUGUUUUUACAACAGUAAUUGUUAUUUAUUACUUUUUUAUAACGCUUUCUUUCACGUAACCUUGUUUAUAUAUCACAAUGCUUAUAGUCUUCAACACGCCCUCUAUGUGUAUGUGUGCACCAUAUAUAAGGUCCAAUGUUUCACUAUUUGACGAUCCUUGAAUCUUUGGCGCGUUUUUAUAAACAGCGGAAACAACACGAUGCGACGCGUAGGGGGAAAGUCUUUAUUAAAGAGACCGAAGCGAACACUGUGUGUUAGGAGCGUACUUUUUGAUACUGUCUAAACGAACUGUAAAAACACCAUAAUUUAAGUAACAAAGUGGUGGAUAUUCAAGUAGAUUUCAGGUUGCAAAUCGGACUUCAAUAAACAUAAUCUGAGGAAAAUAAUAAUUCAAUAUAUAAAUACACGUUUCGUUAACAGUAAAGGGACAUUGUAAGACUUGAUCUCCAGAACCGCAGAUCAGAUUUUGGCUGUUCAGGAUUAUUUCAGAGAAUACAGUGCAUUCUAUUUGUUUUGUUGUCUUGAGGAAACGGAUUAGAUCAUAUGUAGAUCUUUAGACAUAUAAGGCUGAAAAUAUCGAAUACAGCAGGUUUUAGGCACCUUAUUCCAAAGCAAGGUGACUGCUGUGCAAAUUUCUUUUUAGAAAUGCAGAUUGUGCUCUUUAUAAUUCCUUAUAAAAAGCCUAAUUCUGUUCAAGUUAUUAUCUGAAUUCUCAAUAUGAAGUGAUGAUCUGGGACUUGAUGGGACAAAUAAUACUAUUCUUUUUUUAAUUAUACCAACAAUUAUUACUGAUAAUAAUAUAAAUAUUAAGCAGAAUUUAAAUGGUCUCACUAAACAUUUUUGAUGUAAAUACAGAUUUUCUUUUACGUAUUACACACACACACACACACACACACACACACACACACACACACACACACACAC
This is a messenger RNA of Silurus meridionalis, 6013 nucleotides long. RefSeq names its product sterile alpha motif domain containing 1b (gene samd1b). The transcript has 7 exons. Lineage: Eukaryota; Metazoa; Chordata; Actinopteri; Siluriformes; Siluridae. Bases 459 to 2321 code for a protein of 620 amino acids. The record is from RefSeq and is a predicted model, not a curated record. Gene Ontology annotation, molecular function: DNA binding; protein binding.